Wallemia ichthyophaga EXF-994 is the source of this 1569-nucleotide messenger RNA. RefSeq names its product Endoplasmic oxidoreductin-1. Gene Ontology annotation, molecular function: FAD binding; protein-disulfide reductase activity; thiol oxidase activity. The transcript is spliced from 5 exons. Gene Ontology annotation, biological process: protein folding in endoplasmic reticulum. The record is from RefSeq and is a predicted model, not a curated record. Gene Ontology annotation, cellular component: endoplasmic reticulum; endoplasmic reticulum membrane. Bases 1 to 1569 code for a protein of 522 amino acids. NCBI's taxonomy places the organism in Eukaryota, Fungi, Basidiomycota, Wallemiomycetes, Wallemiales, Wallemiaceae.
AUGAGAUAUGCCUGUGUUAGCCUUAUAAUCUGUGGUUUAAUCAACAGCCUCCACAGCCUAUCAAACCAGGGUGUUGCUAAUGUCCUCGAGCAUCCCAGUGAUUCUGAUAGGUAUUGCAGCCCUUCUGGCCAAAUUGAAGACGCGUACUGCCUCUAUGAGACCAUUGAGGACGCUACUAGCAACCUCUACGAGCCACUUAGCCACCUCGUACACACGCCUUUCUUCCGUUAUUUCAAGGUGGACCUCUUUGAAGAGUGCCCAUUCUGGCAGGAAGACUCUCUCUGCAUGAGCAGAGACUGUGGCGUUGAAACUGAGGAAGACGAGUCUAAAAUUCCUCAUAAAUGGCGAGCACAAGCACUUUCAAGCCUCAACGACGUUCAAGAUGCCAACGACAGCAAUCAUCCAGCGUGUUUUGCACGCGUGUCUGAUUUCUGCUACACUCCAGACGAUUCUUCUCCUUCAGGAGUGUACGUUGAUCUUGCACGGAAUCCUGAACGUUUUACGGGGUAUUCAGGACCAUCUGCGCAGCGCGUAUGGGAUACCAUUUACAAGGAGAACUGCUUCGGCGUGGCUGACUUCUUUGAGUCUUCAGGAAGGCUACAGAGUGGCGUAGCCCAGGUCAGUCAGGCACCACCCUCACUCGGUCUGUUGACGGGCGCUGGUGGCGCUUUAGGUGCUGGGCAACCAGGUCUCGAACCCGGCUUUGAUAUCGAUCUCGACGGCGAGAACGACAUGUGUGUGGAGAAGAGGGUGUACUACAAGCUCAUUAGCGGAUUGCACUCCUCUAUAUCCAUGCACAUAUGCUCCGAGUGGCUCAACCAGGAGACUGGCGAAUGGAGUCCAAAUUUGGAUUGCUUCACCACUAAACUCUCGCAGUAUCCGGAAAGGAUACAGAAUAUAUACUUCUUGCACGCCCUACUCACACGCGCCGUCGCAAGAGCUAGGCCUCUCCUCGAUCACUAUGACACGUCAGUUGGAGAUGGCAUAGCAGAUGCGCUCACGCGUCAGUACAUGAACGAUACAAUGGACAGAGUUACAGCGUGCGGGGAUACUUUCCAAGAGGGUACCAUCUUUGAUGGUGGUCCCGGCAAGCAGAUACUCAAGGAGGAAUUCAAGGCACAUUUCCGGAACGUGUCGCGGAUAAUGGAUUGCGUCGGUUGCGAUAAGUGCAGACUCUGGGGUAAAGUGCAAGUGAGUGGGAUAGGCGCGGCGUUGAAAAUACUAUUCGGAUUGGAUGGAGAUGAAAUCAAACAGCCGAAUACACUACAACGCUCAGAAGUGGUGGCGCUGUUCAAUACAUUCCAUAGAAUAUCCGAAUCUAUUGAGAAUAUAGAGGUGUUUAGGAAGCUGUACGAGGCGAGGAAGACGGGGGUAGCGACACAGGCAGCAACAGAAAACACUGAGUAUACUGAGUAUACCGUGUAUACAUGGGUGACUAGAUUUGGCUGGCUAGUCUACGAUUCACUUGCCAACGCCGCUCGCAUCCUCACUGAGCACGCUAACACAGUGAAAGAGUACGCGCGGGAGAAAAUAAUGACCAGAGACAGCGCCCGUACGCCAGAGCUGUAA